Perca fluviatilis (European perch) is the source of this 1093-nucleotide messenger RNA. RefSeq lists its product as uncharacterized. Lineage: Eukaryota; Metazoa; Chordata; Actinopteri; Perciformes; Percidae. Bases 97 to 669 code for a protein of 190 amino acids. The transcript is spliced from 6 exons. The record is from RefSeq and is a predicted model, not a curated record.
CUGUAAAACAAAAGACGUCCUCCAACCUCCCAGCUAGUUUCUAUAAAGUGGGCUCCUUCAUCAGGAAUGAGCCCGCAGGUCACAUGACCAUCCACCAUGUUUCCAGGUCUGAUGAAGGCCUCUACGUGUCUCAUCAGAACUGUUGGAGAGUCUCCACCCAGCUGGGUCUCUGUCACAGAGAAACCCAAGACUACAAGUCCUCCUACAACCUCUGUCAGCUCUGGCUCCACCACUUCUUCCCUUCCCCAAGCUCCCCUCCUCCUCCCCCGGCUCCUCUCCUCCCUCCCCCAGCUCCUCCUCCCUCCCCUUGUGUUGUGGUCUGCUGUUUCAGUCGGUGUCCUGGUUCUCCUGGUUCUCCUGGUUCUCCUGGUUCUCCUGGAUCUCCUGGUUCUCCUGGUUCUAAGAUGCAUCCGUAUGAAACCUAGAGCUCAAGUAGAAGCUGGAGAUAAUGACGUCACAUACAGUGAUGUCACAAUAUCACGUAACCUGCAACAGCCAAUCAGACGGAGCAGAGAGAGUGAUCCUGCUGCAAUCUACUCUGGAGUGAGAAGAGAAGACGUCUGUAACGGACAAAUAGUGAUCAAAGACAAGAAAUCAAACAGGAAGAAAGAGAGUGAUCCUGCUGCAAUCUACUCCAGAGUGAGAACAACAGAUGUCAGUUACGGAUAAAUAGCGAUCAAAGAGAAGAAGACAAAAGGAAGAGAGAGUCUCCAGCAGAUCCAGAGGACCUCUACUCCUCAGUGAGGAAGACCGGAACACCAUCACACCAGACCAACCAGUGGAGUCCAGCCAGCCAAUCACUGGUCCCCAGAGACCCUCACACCUACAUCUGUACCUGUAUAGCAGUCUGGUCAUCCAACCAACUGGCUUUAGAAGUCCCAAGGUCGAGGUACAAACUGUGGGGGUCACUCUUUGCAGUUGCUGCCUCGAGACUUUGGAACUUAGUUACCACCUGACAUUCACACCAUUACCGACGUCGCUCUUUUGAAAUCCAAAAUUAAAACUUCUUUAUUUAGAAUGUUUUUUAAUGCACAGUAGCGUUUCAGCAUUUUCCCUUUCUUUCACCUGUUACUAUGCAUUACUAUAUAUAAUA